Molecule: messenger RNA, 1228 nt
Organism: Triticum aestivum (bread wheat)
Lineage: Eukaryota; Viridiplantae; Streptophyta; Magnoliopsida; Poales; Poaceae
Product: F-box protein PP2-B1
Exons: 4
Coding region: 27-932 (301 amino acids)
Molecular function (GO): protein binding
Source: RefSeq, a predicted model, not a curated record
CAUUCGUUGACCCGGAAGCAAACAUCAUGAAGCAGUCAAGGAAGGAAAGCGGUCAGGAAGUCCCGGAGGAGUGCCUUGCGAAGGUCAUCGGCCUGACCUCGCCUGCCGACGCCUGCCGCGCCACCGCGGUAUCCGCGGCCUUCCAGUCGGCGGCAGACUCUGACGCCGUGUGGGAGAGGUUCCUGCCGCUGGACUGCGACGCCGUCCUGGAGCGGGCCGUCCACCUCGUGGAUUCCUCCUCCAAGAAGGAGCUCUUCAUGGACCUCAGCGACGACCAUGUCCUCCUCGACGGCGGCAAGAGGAGUUUUGGGCUCCACCGAUCGAGCGGCGCCAAGUGCUACAUGCUAUCUGUGAGUGAGAUGGGAAUCGCUUGGGUUACAGCAGAUCUGUACUGGAUAAAGAGGUCGGACCCAGAUUCAAGGUUCUCCAAGGUGGCAGAGCUCAUGUCAGUGUGCUGGUUCAGCAUCUCCGACCGCAUCAGCAGCAAGGAGCUCUCACCGGGCACCCAAUACGCGGCCUACCUUGUGUACAAGCUCACUCAGGACGCAUCCGGUCUCAGCUCCCCACGGCAGAUAUCGUUCAUUGAGGUAGGUGGGCAGCUAGUUGGGAGCAUCCACCCGGCGUCUCUCCAUCCCUGCGACCGUUGUUCCUGCGCCACACGUGAUGGCGAGUCGUCAUCGUCGUCGACGACGUCCACAACGAACGUUGCCGCCGUACAGGUGCACGAGCACAUGAAGGAUGAAGGAGGCCUCAUUGUCAGGUACCCGCGGCAACGGGUCGACGGCUGGUUGGAGUUCGAGAUAGGUGACUUCCACACAGGUGAUGAAGCCGCGGCUGCAGUAGACGUUUUGAUGGUGCUGCAAGAGCUUGAGGAGCUGCAGUGGAAGAAGGGGCUCAUCAUCGAAGGCAUUGAGAUAAGGCCGAGAAACUAAAUAAAUAAAAUGAUGAUUAUAGGUCCCUAACAUAUAAUACCAGAUAUGUCAGGGAUUGGGGUGGCUUGCUAGGAAAUUCAUGUCACGCUUUGGAUGUCGAGCAGGAUCUAAUUAAUGUUUGCUUUUCAGAAGUGUCCUGCUCAUGAGUUUCCUUUAUGGUGCAAUAUAUAUAGUUGUGUGCAUCUAUACAGCCAAUAUACUAAAUAAACAAUUUGCUGCCUACAUCAGCUAUCGAUGGGUGGCAACAGAUCUGAUGUGUACCGAAUGAAAUGAAACGUUGUCCAUAUAUUUCGCCC